UAUGGUCGGUGAUCUUUUCAAUCGCUGAAAAAUUUCUCUGUCGCUCUCUUUCGAUUAGUUUGUUUACGUUUUCUGGUUCUGAUCUUUCAUGGCAUCUGUUUAGGCAUCCAUCGAAUUCGAGGUUUUGCAGGUUUGAAGACCAUACCGAGCUACGAUUUCGGAGUUGCGAUCCCAAUUUGAAAGAUUGCUGGAGGUUUCCAUUAUCUUCCGGGAGAUAAUACGAAGCUGCAGUAUCGGAAUCCGUUACCUGUGAGUCUGUGUUUCCGGAUCCCCAUUUAGAAGCUCAUUGAAGUUAAUCAUUUUGGACAGCAAGUAGGUGUGGGAAAAUGGGUGUGGACGAAGUUUUGUGCGACUUUCGACCCGUGAACUUCCCCAUGAAGAGUGCGAUUUAUGUUUGGGGCUACAAUCACUGUGGGCAAACAGCGAGAAAAGAAAAGGAUUGUCACUUGAGGAUCCCCAAGCAACUUUCUCCGGAGCUAUUUAAUGCGUCCGGAGGGAAGAACUUGCGAUGGUUAGAUGUUGCUUGUGGCCGCGAGCAUACUGCAGCCGUUGAAUCGGAUGGGUCUCUGUACACAUGGGGUUCUAAUGACUAUGGUCAGCUUGGAGAUGGAACUGAAGAAAGCGCAAAGCACCCAACAAAAGUUAAGUUACUGCAAACUGAAUUUGUGAAAUCUGUAUCAUGUGGAGCACAUUGCACCGCUGCCAUUGCAGAACCACGAGAAAAUGAUGGUUCAAUAUCUACUGGAAGGCUUUGGGUUUGGGGACAAAAUCAGGGCUCCAAUUAUCCUCGCCUAUAUUGGGGGGCAUUUUCUCCUGACACUGUCAUACGCCAAGUCUCGUGUGGUGCAGCUCAUACAGUGGCUUUAUCUGAUGAGGGUUUAGUGCAAGCGUGGGGCUACAAUGAGUAUGGUCAACUUGGAAGAGGUUUUACUUGUGAAGGUCUACAGGGAUCUCGUGCGUUGAAUGCUUAUGGAAAAUUUCUAGAUGAAGCCCCUGAACUUGUGAAGAUUACACAAGUGUCAUGUGGGGAGAACCAUACGGCAGCUAUAUCAGAAAAUGGUGAGCUAUAUACAUGGGGACUGGGAAGUAUGGGACAGCUUGGGCAUUGCUCUCUUCAGUAUGGAGACAAAGAACUGAUUCCUAGAAGAGUGGUUGCUCUUGAGGGGGUUAUGAUCAAAGAUGUUUCCUGUGGUGGUGUGCACACGUGUGCUCGAACCAUUGAAGGAGCUCUUUAUGCCUGGGGUGGCGGUCAAGCAGGACAAUUAGGGCUUGGUCCUCAGACUGGUCACUUUUCCUGUGUUGCUAAUUCAUCUGAAAUGUUGUUUCGUAAUAUACCAGUCUUAAUCAUACCUUCUGGUGUACAUCUUGUCACCUGUGGACAUUCUCACACGCUUGUGUACAUGCGAGAUGGAAGGAUAUAUGGGUGGGGUUACAAUAACUAUGGCCAGGCAGCUAAUGAUAAAUCCACAUAUGCCUGGUUUCCUUCUCCUGUUGACUGGUGGGUCGGUGCAGUGACGAGAUUGGCUGCUGGAGGUGGUCACUCAGUUGUUAUCACUGAUGCAUGCACAUUGAAAGAGCUAUGUGAAUUUCGGCUUGCUGAAAACGUGACUAAAUCCAAUUCAUUGCUCAUUGAAGAUGUGGCAUCCCGAACUGGCUCAGAUGCAUUGGCUCGGCUUUGUGAACGUUUGAGGGAGGAUUGGUUGGAGAAGGGAGACUGUCAUCUUGGAGAGGCAAUGGGAGAAAUUGUAAGUAAAGAAAAGAGAUAAAUAGGAUUACAUAUUCUUACAAAUUCAUUAUUAGUGCUUAGAGACUGAUGCAAGCAAUAAAAAUGAGUCAAUUGGACUUGAAAAUUGAUUGUAGAACAGCAAUUGCUAUUUUAUAUCAAAUUUCCAUAUUUAAAUGUGAACCGAUUUUAAUUA
Dendrobium catenatum is the source of this 1919-nucleotide messenger RNA. Its product is annotated as ultraviolet-B receptor UVR8. The coding region runs from base 327 to 1766 and encodes 479 amino acids. The record is from RefSeq and is a predicted model, not a curated record. Lineage: Eukaryota; Viridiplantae; Streptophyta; Magnoliopsida; Asparagales; Orchidaceae. The transcript has 10 exons.